GAAGCCGCUCCGCCUUUCCGGUGCGGCGGCGUGCUCGGGGCGGCCGCGGGAGCCUCCGCCGCCGCCUCUGCCGCCAUGAGCGUCCCGGCGUUUAUCGACAUCACGGAGGAGGAUCAGGCUGCAGAACUUCGAGCUUACUUGAAAUCUAAAGGAGCUGAAAUCUCUGAAGAGAACUCUGAAGGUGGACUUCAUGUUGACUUGGCACAGAUUAUUGAAGCUUGUGACGUGUGCCUGAAGGAGGACGACAAAGAUGUUGAGAGCGUAAUGAACAGUGUCGUUUCUUUGCUUCUUAUCCUGGAGCCUGACAAACAAGAAGCACUGAUUGAAAGCCUGUGUGAGAAAUUAGUAAAAUUUCGGGAAGGAGAGCGCCCGUCUCUUAGACUGCAGCUCCUGAGCAAUCUCUUCCAUGGCAUGGAUAAGAAUACACCUGUGAGAUACACAGUGUACUGCAGCCUUCUUAAAGUGGCUUCAUCGUGUGGUGCCAUCCAGUACAUUCCAACUGAACUUGAUCAGGUCCGAAAAUGGAUUUCUGAUUGGAAUCUCAGCACAGAGAAAAAGCAUACCCUUCUGAGAUUGCUGUAUGAUGUCCUAGUGGACUGCAAAAAGAGUGACACUGCAGCAAAAGUAAUGGUGGAACUAUUGGGAAGUUACACAGAGGACAAUGCUUCCCAGGCUAGAGUUGAUGCUCACAGAUGUAUUGUACGAGCGUUGAAGGAUCCAAAUACUUUUCUCUUUGAUCAUCUUCUUGCCUUAAAACCAGUCAAAUUUUUGGAAGGAGAACUUAUUCAUGAUCUUUUGACAAUUUUUGUAAGUGCUAAACUAGCAUCUUAUGUCAAGUUUUAUCAGAACAAUAAAGACUUCAUUGACUCACUUGGCUUGUUGCAUGAACAAAAUAUGGCAAAAAUGAGGCUACUUACUUUCAUGGGAAUGGCUGUAGAAAAUAAAGAAAUAUCAUUUGACACAAUGCAACAGGAACUUCAGAUUGGAGCUGAUGAUGUAGAAGCAUUUGUUAUUGAUGCUGUAAAGACAAAGAUGGUAUACUGCAAAAUAGAUCAGACGCAGAGAAAAGUAGUUGUCAGUCACAGCACACAUCGGACUUUUGGAAAGCAGCAAUGGCAGCAAUUAUAUGACACACUAAACACCUGGAAACAAAAUUUGAAUCAAGUGAAAAACAGUCUCCUCAGUCUCUCAGACACCUAAAAAAAAAAAAAAAAAAGUCUUUUCUACCUAGAAAUGUCUCACUCUACAUGAAAUUUAUUCAAACUUUGACAAUUUGUGAUUGUUUCCAAAAUGUACUCAAUUGGUUUAAGAAAAUUAAAUACUCUAAAUUGCAA
Messenger RNA from Rhea pennata, 1334 nucleotides. RefSeq names its product eukaryotic translation initiation factor 3 subunit M (gene EIF3M). Gene Ontology annotation, cellular component: eukaryotic translation initiation factor 3 complex; cytoplasm. The record is from RefSeq and is a predicted model, not a curated record. The transcript has 11 exons. Gene Ontology annotation, biological process: cytoplasmic translational initiation. Bases 76 to 1200 code for a protein of 374 amino acids. Lineage: Eukaryota; Metazoa; Chordata; Aves; Rheiformes; Rheidae. Gene Ontology annotation, molecular function: translation initiation factor activity.